This is a messenger RNA of Aureobasidium namibiae CBS 147.97, 1104 nucleotides long. RefSeq lists its product as uncharacterized. Gene Ontology annotation, molecular function: zinc ion binding. The transcript is spliced from 2 exons. The record is from RefSeq and is a predicted model, not a curated record. Bases 1 to 1104 code for a protein of 367 amino acids. NCBI's taxonomy places the organism in Eukaryota, Fungi, Ascomycota, Dothideomycetes, Dothideales, Saccotheciaceae.
AUGACGUCCAAGACUAACGCACGCACAACAUCUCUUGCUGUGAACAACGGCAACAGAGGUGGUCGCCGCGGUAUGUUCACGCGUCGGCCUGGUCACCAGAGACUGCCAGGUCUGUUUGCAGAUGGCAUAUGGCACUGCGACUGCGACUGUAGCCCUCGCCUCCCUGCAGAACAUUUCCAGGUCAGGAAAGAAAGUCCAAACAAAGGCAGAUGGUUCUAUACUUGCCAAAACGGAGAAGGUCGAAAAUGCGGCAUGUUCUUAUGGGACGACGAUGCUCGCCCACGAGAGGCCGCGGCUCUCCUGAACAACUCCAGAACCGAACCCACAAGCACGCUAGCCAAGCCCUUGCCUACUGCACAUUCAUCGCCUCAGAAGAUGCAGGCAUCUCUGGAUAGCACUUCAACACUAAGUAAUCCCAACAGCACUCUGAAGCGACCAUUUUCCGAUGCUGGCCUCAGUGACAACGCUGAUGCUGACCAUGAUUCAUUCCCCUGGUCGUUAUCAAGCCAAGAAGAAGCCGUGCUGCUUGACGCGCCAGAAACACCGCGCAAGGCAGUCAAGAUCGAUGGCCUCACCACACCCGCGACUAGCACGCAUAGGAAAUUGCCAUGGCUAGAUCAAGCUGCCCAAUCACCGUCCGCACUCUCUGCCAAAGCAUCUAUUUCCAAGCACUCUUUUCUGCCACGACUCUCUACGCCAUCAAUUUCGAAUUUGGCUGUCGCACAACACAGCGCCUUGACACCACAUGUCACUCCCAGUCCCUCACGCUUUCGUGAUCCGUCAGCGGAUGCUCCAUCUCCCCGAACCACACUCUCUGUAGAUGUUUUCGCCACUCUGAACAACUCAAGUGUUUCAAUACCAGCUGAUCUGACAUCAAAGCUUCGAGAAGUCUUGACACGUCACGAGCUACGAAUUCAGGGGGUCGUCAAGGGACGCGAAAUCACUCGUCUUGCUCUCAAGGCACGCGAAGCCAAAGUCGUUGAGUUACAGGCUACCAUCGCAAAUCUUGAAGCAGAGAGAAACGUUGAUCAUGCACGUAUUGAAAGACUCGAGUGGGAGAAAGACAUGUUAGUGAGGGACCAAGACUUUGACACAGAGUUGUAA